GAGACCAAACAUUUGGUGUUUCCAGAAGUCUGUUGAUAGUAAACCUCACCUGUAAAACAUGGCGGCCUCUAUUACAUCUAUUUUAUUACUAUUUGUGACUUCUCUUAUGAAUGAGGGAACACGUUUUGUUUGUGGUAUUGAUGAAGGUGACUUUGAUUAUGAUGCCCUUCCUGGAACGACACACGAAUUCAAGAUAGAAGUUAAAGCUGGAGAGGAGGACUGUUUUGCCCAGAUGGUGGCGCUGGGAGCAGUGUUUCACGUGCAAUAUGAGGUUCUGAGGGGCGGAGACAGAACUAUUCGAAUGAUAGCGAUUGACCCGAGCUUAAAGACAAUUCAGAUCGAAGAUCCCAAAUCAGAGGGCUUCAUCAGCCACAAGGCGACGAUGGAGGGGUACCACCACGUCUGUAUGGACAACACACACUCCAGGUUUUCGGGAAAGAUCGUGUACAUCUAUAUUGUAACUUAUAUAAUGGAAGAAUGGGCAAAAUAUAUGGAAGAAAUCCAGAGUAUCAGCCUCACCGCACAAAACUUUUCCAGAACACUGACUGAUGUGCAGACCUCAAUAGACAUUGUCAGGUUCCACCAAUCAGAAAGCCGUAUGCACGUGGUGCGGGACUGGUAUUUAGCAAUAGGAAAUAACAAACACAUCAUGUACUGGUCCAUAUUCCAGAUCAGCGUCAUCAUCAUGUCGUCAGUAUUUCAGAUUUUCUGUCUCCGGAGAUUAUUCCGCACUACAGCAGUGACACCGUCACAAAAACCUAGAGCCUAGCGAUCCUUCAAUUGGUGAAGCAAUUGACUUUACAUGUAACUUGCCUUAAAGCCAUCAUGCAUGGUUAAAAACGUAUCAUGGUUAAUACGUAUAUAUAUGAGAUGGUAUCUACACUAUUUCCUUUCUCGUAGAUUGGCUACAACUUUUGCAUACUGAUCUAGGGGGCCUGGUGGGUAUAUCAAUAACUACGCAACGGGCAUUUUUGCCAAAGUAAAGUAUUUGUUAAACACAAAAAGAUGAAAGAAAAAUAAGGGCGAAAUGUACAGAAGAAAUGGAUAAAUAAAUGUUAUUGUUGAUGGAGUUGGGAAAACUCAUACAAUAUAUCCUUCCGAGAAAAGAAAUAGUCCUGACAUGUACCGUCUCGCAUGUAUUCGUACGAUACUUAAUAACCACGCUUUCAGUUCUAGCCAAGUCAGUCUUGAUACUAAUGUACUGUUCUCAAAGCAUUUCCCAUUUUGGAUGUAGAAUGAUAAGUG
Molecule: messenger RNA, 1245 nt
Organism: Saccostrea cuccullata (small rock oyster)
Lineage: Eukaryota; Metazoa; Mollusca; Bivalvia; Ostreida; Ostreidae
Product: transmembrane emp24 domain-containing protein 5-like
Exons: 4
Coding region: 59-769 (236 amino acids)
Biological process (GO): Golgi organization; intracellular protein transport; endoplasmic reticulum to Golgi vesicle-mediated transport
Cellular component (GO): Golgi apparatus; COPII-coated ER to Golgi transport vesicle; endoplasmic reticulum-Golgi intermediate compartment
Source: RefSeq, a predicted model, not a curated record